Phyllotreta striolata is the source of this 3594-nucleotide messenger RNA. The record is from the annotation of a GenBank genome assembly. NCBI's taxonomy places the organism in Eukaryota, Metazoa, Arthropoda, Insecta, Coleoptera, Chrysomelidae.
ACGUCAUUAGUCCUAAACGUCAACACACGUCUGUGUGCAGGAAAGGACCACUGCAUAUGUGUCCUCAAAAGAAAAAUCCUUUUAUUUAAAAAUUAUACAAGUACAAUGAGUUACAAGCCCAAAUUAGACGAUUUAAUUCAAUCAGUUUCAUUGUACACAGUAAGACCGAGUUUACUUCAUUUAUAUGUUUUACCUUUUUUAAUAAUUUAUUCGUCAUGGUUAUACCUUUGGUUGGGAAUUUACGGUUUCGAAGAAUAUUACGAAGGGGGAUUCGUAGGACUCGCCGUUAUCGGAUGUAUGCAGAUACUCACCUGCUUAGCAUGCUACUGGUCUGUUCAUAUAAGCUGCCUGUUCAGCUGUAAGAAAGAAAAGGACCCCUUUAAAGCCACUGUAGCAAAGGUGGUUCCUACUCCGAACAAUGGCAGCACGGAGCUUAUAUGUCUCCGGCAAGCGAAGGCCGAUUCUGAGACAACAUUGUGGUUUAGUUUUCAAAAAACAAAGUAUAUUUGGGACCCUGAUAAAAGAAUGUUUCGAGGACUGGAAUUUCCUAUACACAAUAGCUUCGCAGAAUACAGCGCUUCAAAAGGUUUACAAGAAGACAUUGAUAUAAUACAAGCCGAACAGAUUUAUGGUAGAAAUAUACUAAACAUGGUUGUCCCGGAAUUUAUGGAACUGUUCGUGGAACGAGCAACGGCACCUUUCUUCGUGUUUCAAGUGUUCUGCGUGGGUUUAUGGUGCCUGGACGAUUUCUGGUACUAUUCCUUGUUCACGUUGGUCAUGCUGGUGCUGUUCGAAUGCACUUUAGUGCAACAGCAGCUGCGCAACAUGGACGAAAUUCGCAAAAUGGGCAACAAACCGUACAACAUUCUCGUGUAUCGCAGCAGAAAAUGGAGGAUUAUGCCCACAACUGACCUGAUACCUGGUGAUAUUAUUUCCAUCACGAGAUCGCAGAAGGAUAAUCUGAUACCGUGCGAUGUUCUGCUGCUGAGGGGCUCUUGCAUUGUCGAUGAGAGUAUGUUGACUGGUGAGUCUGUACCUCAGAUGAAAGAGUCGAUUGAAAAUUUUGACCAAAAGACCAUAUUGGACCCUGAGGGGGACGGUAAACUUCAUGUAUUGUUUGGUGGAACUAAAGUCGUACAAAAUACUGCACCAACGAAAACUAGUUCAGGAUUAAGGCCACAAGACAACGGCUGUGUAGCUUAUGUUCUAAGAACGGGCUUUAAUACGUCACAAGGAAAAUUAUUACGAACUAUUCUGUUUGGAGUAAAACGAGUUACAGCGAAUAAUAAGGAAACGUUUGGUUUUAUUAUUUUCCUGCUAAUAUUCGCGAUUGCGGCAGCUUGCUACGUUUGGAUGAAAGGUAUCGAAGAUCCAAAGAGAAGUAGAUAUAAAUUAUUCCUGGAGUGUACUUUAAUCUUAACAUCAGUUAUUCCUCCCGAACUACCUAUUGAAUUAUCGUUAGCCGUUAAUUCCUCCCUGUUGGCCCUAUCGAAAUUAGGAAUAUUUUGUACUGAACCCUUCAGAAUCCCAUUCGCUGGUAAAAUAGACAUUUGCUGCUUCGAUAAAACCGGAACCCUCACAAGCGAUAGCCUGAUAGUGGAAGGUGUGGCCUUGGCCGAGAAAGACUCCUCAGCCACAGCUGUUGCGGACCUGCCUGCCGAAACCGUUCAAGUAUUGGCUAGUUGCCAUUCGCUGGCGCAAUUGGACGACGGCUUGGUGGGCGAUCCGCUGGAAAAGGCCACGCUCACAGCCAUCGAUUGGAACGUUACGAAAGCCGAUGCUGUAGUCCCCAAGAAAGGAAGGUUGUCUGGAUUGAAAAUCUUCCACAGAUUUCAUUUUUCGUCGGUUUUGAAAAGGAUGUCCGUCAUUGCCGGGUAUAAUCCCGUAGGAUCGACGGAUACCGUAUACAUCGCGACCGUGAAAGGUGCCCCUGAGACAUUGAAACCCAUGUUUUCUGAAACACCGAAAUUGUACGAUGAAGUUUACUUGGAGCUGUCCAGAAGAGGCGCUAGAGUCUUAGCAUUAGGUUUUAGAGAAAUGGGGAAGCUGUCUCCUCAAGAAAUCAGAGAAUUGACGCGCGACGAUGUGGAGAAAAAUUUAAAAUUCGCCGGUUUCGUCAUUAUCUCAUGUCCACUUAAAAUCGACUCGAAGGCUGUGAUUAAAGAACUCCAAUAUGCAUCGCACAGGGCUGUUAUGAUUACGGGUGACAACCCAUUGACCGCAUGCCACGUUGCUAAAGAACUGAAAUUUACCACAAAAACUACGUUAAUAUUGACUCCUAACCCUGGAGGUUUCAUUUGGAAGAGCAUCAGCGAAACUAAACAAGUUCCAUUGGAGUACUACUACAAGAAUCUCGUCAAAGAAUACGAUCUCUGCAUCACCGGAGACGGAUUGAAUUAUUUGCGCGAACACUACAGUUCUUUUCUGCGAUUGAUUAUGCCUUACAUAACCGUAUACGCGCGUUUCGCUCCUAAGCAAAAAGAGUUUGUCGUGACUCAAUUGAAGCACUUGGGCUACACGACUUUGAUGUGCGGUGAUGGUACCAACGAUGUGGGAGCCCUCAAACAUGCCGAUGUCGGCGUAGCAAUUCUUGCGAAUGCUCCCGAGAGAUUAGUAGAUCCAAAGGUACAAAAAGAGAAAUUGGAGAAGGAACGCGAAAAGAAGCAAAAGGAACUGAAAGAAGCCAUUCAGAAUCAACGGCCUAAUCACGUUAGGAAUAUGAUCAAUCAUCGAGAGAAAAUGCAAUCGAAACUUGAUAAAAUGGUGAAGGAACUGGAAGAGCAAGAUCAACUGCAAAUAGUCAAAUUAGGCGAUGCCAGUAUCGCAUCCCCGUUUACCAGUAAAUUGUCGUCAAUCAUGUGCAUUUGUCAUAUAAUUAAACAAGGCAGGUGCACGCUGGUCACCACUUUGCAGAUGUUCAAGAUUUUAGCAUUGAAUGCCCUGAUUUUGGCUUAUACGCAAUCGGUUUUAUAUUUGGAUGGGAUAAAGUUGAGGGAUUUACAGGCAACUCUGCAAGGUCUUCUAUUAGCGGCCAGUUUCCUCUUCAUUUCUAGAUCAAAGCCUUUGAGAGUUUUAUCGAAGCAAAGGCCACUGCCGAACAUAUUCAACUGGUACACGAUUCUAACAGUAAUCCUGCAAUUUUCCGUGCACUUCGUUUGCCUAAUUUUCCUCGUGCAGCAAGCGAAAUUGAGGAUACCUGCGGAUGAAUUGCCGUUACCGCCGAACCAGUCAAUUGAUCUGUCUGAGGAGGAGAAAGACAAAUUAUUCAAACCAAACAUUGUAAAUAGUUCUGUGUACAUCAUUUGUAUGGCUUUGCAGAUAGCUACUUUCGCCAUAAAUUACAGGGGGAAUCCUUACAUGGAAAGUCUAAAAGAAAACAGGGCAUUGUUAUAUAGCAUUUUGGGAUCUGGAGCUGUCGUUCUGGCUUUAGCCUUGGGGUUGAUUCCUGAACUGUCGGAACAAUUGGAAAUAAUCGAUUUUCCAUCGGAUUUCCGAAUCAUCUUGAUCCAAGUGUUAUUCGCGGAUUUCUUCUUAUCAUAUUUGGUCGAUAGAUUGUGUCUAUGGAUAUGUGGUGAAGGUAGUAUGAAAACGUAA